UUUAUGUGGGCUUUGCUUACUUCUUGUUUUGCUUGCUUUUUUUGCUUUAACCUAAGAGGAAUAAGUGAACGCUACUACCGAUUAAUCGGAAAGUAUGCUAGAUGGCGGUAUUGUACUUUAACGAUAGUUGCGAGUCACCAAUACAAGUCAGAAGAAGAUUUUAGUGCAAAAAAUGGGAAAACGAAGGCUGUUUAACGACGCUAAGUUAAAUAUUACUGAAGGCGCACUAACUAGCGAAAUUUGCCUGGAUUUCCAGCAGUAACGAAAUUCAUAAGACAGGCGAAUAUUUGACAAGUUCAGAUUCCACUACUAGACGCUUUAUCCUUUUGGUCUUAGCGGGCACAAUGGAUAAGGCGUUGAGCAGCGGUAGCGCGCCCCUCGGCCCGGUUGUCCAAGUGUGUUUUCCCAACGUGCGAGCAUCAGUGUUGGACAACCUGAAUAGGCAGCGAGAGGAAGGCCGGCUAUGCGAUUUGUCCAUCCAGGUUCAGGGCCAGGUGUUCAGGGCUCACCGCUGCGUGCUGGCUGCCUCCUCGCCUUAUUUUCACGAUCAGGUUCUGCUGAAGAAUGUAACCACGGUGUCUCUGCCUUCAGUCAUGGACCCUCUGGCGUUCGAGAGUGUCCUAAACUCUGCCUACACAGGUCAGCUGAGCAUCGUACGUGAUGACAUCGUCAACUAUGUCACAGUGGCCAGCUUCCUGCAGAUGUGGCACAUCGUGGACAAGUGCACAGACAUCCUGAAGAGGUCACGACCUUUGGCCCAGGUCAGCCCCGGUGAGGCCAGCUCCUCCAGGCACCAGUCUCCCAGCAGUUCGGACUGUUGCCUGACUGACCCGGAGGAACGGGGCCAAGGCGAGCGCAGCCUUCCCCCAGACAGGAAGCCUGUUGUGGAUCACAGCACCCUGCCGCCUCUGGCCACCUGGAGGAGACCCCAGCAACUGCAGCAGCAGGGGAGGUGGGGCAGAUCCAGGCUUGCCCCCCCCCCUCAGCACAGAGCUGAUUCUCCCCUGGCUCACCGCAGCCCCUCUGGGGAGGGAGAACAGCCCUCCAGCCCUGAGGGGCUCUGGAUGACCAAUGAGAGAGCAAAUGAGAGACACAGAGUCCGUGCUCGCCUCAGAGGGGCGCAGGAGAGCAGGGAGCGAGGGAUGAGGGGGGAGGAGGAGCAGGAGGAGGAGGAGAGGCGGCGAGGGGAGAGGUGGAUGGAGGCAGAUGAAGGAGUGGGGGAGGAGUUGGAGGAAGAGAGAGUGAAGGUGGAGUUAGACGAGCGUGGGGCUGGAGACUGUGGCUCAGGUGCAACUCUCAAAGAGGAGGGAGAGAGAGAGAGAGGGGGAGAGAGUGCAGAGAGAGAGAGGGAGCAGGAGGAAGGGUUUCUCUCAGCUCAGUCUCGCACGGAUGAUGCGUCGGAAGUGCAGGCCACUGCACCUUGUCCUCUCCCAGGGCCCUCCGCACGCGCUCACUGGCAGCCCACAACCGAUUGGUCGGCGGGUCCGUACGCUCAGCCAGGUGGCAGGUUGCUGGAGGACCAUUCGAGAAUGAAGGACGGCGAGGAUGACGCGGAGGACGAAAUGGACUUCAGCCGCUUUGCGGAGGCAGGCUUCGAGGGAGAGACGUAUGACGAGAUUGAGGAGGGCACGGGACAAGUUUCCCAGAGGCCUUUGCUGCCCAUGUCGCCUAGUGGCGGCACUGGCGGAGGGGAAUUUGUUCUGGGGCCCUCGGAACUCACCUGGACGUCGGGGGGGCUCUCCCCCCCGUCACACGCCUCCUCUCUCCCUCCUUCCUCCUCUCCCAUCCCUUCCUCGUCCUCGCCACCUGCAAUGGCAGGAGCGCCCUACUCGGGCAAAGUUCACUUCUGCCACUGUGGGAAGGCCUUCACACUGAAGAGCAUGCGCGACCGUCAUGUCAAAAUGCAGCACCUGAACCUGCGGCCCUUCGCCUGCCCUGUCUGCGCCAAGAGCUUCAAGAUGAAGCACCAUCUGACCAAGCACGUGAAGACGCAUGGCGGCCUCCGGCCAUAUGAGUGCGCACUCUGCGGCAAGAAGAUCGUGUGGAGGGACAGCUACCUCAAACACCAGGCACGGUGCCAACGACUUGCUUCCAGGGCAGCCGCCGCCGGACCCCAUGCAGAUGGCCUCACCAAUGGCAAGGAUGCGGAUGCGGGGCAGGAGGAGGCAGGGUUUGAGUACACCGUUUACCUCAGUGAGGGACGAAGUCAGGUGAAAGUAGAGGAGGGGGAGGGGCAGGCAGGGGUAGGCUGUAUGGAGGGGUUAAUGGGGAGAGUUUCAGGGCGGGACAGAGCUCUAAUGGAGCAGGUUCUGAAGGAGGAGGAUGGGGGAAGGUACACGUGAGAAAGAAAUUGGAUGCCUGUUCUUAUUAAAACUUCUGCUUUUGUGCUGAUCCAAGAUCAGUGUUCAUCAUUCAUGUCCUAGUGUAGAGUAAACUCACUCACCAGAGUUCAGCUUUUCAAGUUAUCUGAUUCUCAGAUUCUAGAGUGGAUUUCGGGGCUUGAUCCAAUCGUGAAGUCACAGUCUAACUGGACAGAUGAAAACAGAAAAUGGCCGUAGGAAUCUAUUUUUCCUCCAAAAAACACAGCAUUGUAAAACUGUUAGUAAAACUGUUGUAAAACUGUUAAAGGCAAUGUUUAACUUUCUGUGGAGUGACUGCAAAUAUGACACGUGAUCACAUUUUCAGUCACAAGAGACAACACAUCCCUUUAGGAUGAUAUUCGAUUUUGUAAAAUUCAGGAUGCUUUUGGUGUGGGGGAUGUUAUUUGAAUAAAGCCAUGUAAAUGAGCUGUAUACAUAUACAGGUAAAUAGUUUUUGUCUGGCUUUGUGAGGCUAGUCAAUUGAGAGAGAGCAAGCAUUGGUUCUAGAUUGGUACUUUCACUCAUAUACUUUACAUAUAUAUAUUUGAGUGAUGCGCUUGUGACUGCUGUCAGACAGUUGAUUGAUGCUGCUGCUCUCCAUCAAUAAGGUUGUUUACAGUGGAAAUGGAACAGUUGUGCGUGUGCCAUUUCUGCUCAGUGUUUUUAAAGGCAGUGUUAAAUGUACCCCACAGUGCAUUAUUAUGAAAUGUUGCUUUUCUUUAAGAGGGUAGGAUAUUUUUGUUUGAUUUUAAUACAGAAUUUGAAAAACUCGGAUUUGCAACUUCAAAUCCACAUAAACCACAAAAACAAACAUCUAACAAAUUAAUUAAAUGUGUUAGCUUUGAGUAACUGCAUGGGAAAGAGAAUGUCAUGCAGUGUCACACUUGGAUGUACAGGGGUGUAAGAGAAAGUGCUUUAAUUAUAUUUAAUAGACAGUGUAAAAGGGCCUCAAAACAUGGACCAUGCUUAAUGUAGCUAGCUAUAUAUGCAGUUUCUAUGCUUUCCCCUUCUUUGUGUAUGUGCUUUCUGACACCAUGCUAAAUGUGCAUUAUUUGUAUGAUAUCUGAAUAAAGUGAUAUCUCUGAAUAAAGGUGUGUGUGAAA
Electrophorus electricus (electric eel) is the source of this 3463-nucleotide messenger RNA. RefSeq names its product zinc finger and BTB domain containing 22a (gene zbtb22a). The record is from RefSeq and is a predicted model, not a curated record. Lineage: Eukaryota; Metazoa; Chordata; Actinopteri; Gymnotiformes; Gymnotidae. Gene Ontology annotation, biological process: regulation of transcription by RNA polymerase II. Gene Ontology annotation, molecular function: protein binding; RNA polymerase II cis-regulatory region sequence-specific DNA binding; DNA-binding transcription factor activity, RNA polymerase II-specific.